Amoebophrya sp. A120 is the source of this 8789-nucleotide messenger RNA. NCBI's taxonomy places the organism in Eukaryota, Dinophyceae, Syndiniales, Amoebophryaceae. The record is from the annotation of a GenBank genome assembly.
UGCUAGGAUCGAGCGACUGCGGUUUGACAUCUAACACAAGCAAGGAAUCCAACACGAUGAGACAUGUACUAAUAUGAAAUAGAUGUUGAAGAAAAAACAAAUAUAACGAUGUGGUGUUUCUCUUUCUUCAAAUAUUGACAUCCCGUGUUUCUGUUUCUCGUCCUGAACUUGGACCCCUGCUCCGUUUGCGAGUUGCAGUUUGCAACGGCGGCGCGACGGGGCAACGAGAAGAACUACUACACCGAGCUACUUGUACUUGUCGCGCUCCUCAUGGUGGACUUUUUUCGUGGGCGGAACGCGAAGCGGAUUCUCCCGGACGCAUCCGGGGGGUCCGAUCAGCAGCCUAAUUCCGUUAUCAAAUGUAAAAAUGUAGUCUGGCUCUGGAAGCUUCUGACACUUGUCAUGCACGUUUUGCAUGAGCCAUGAUGUCUGUGAUGCAUACCCUAGCAAUACAGAUUUUUUGAUGGCUUCUUGAUGCCUAUUCCGCAUGACAAAUGCCUUCUUAGCGUAGCAAAAAUUGCAUUCCGUUAUUUGCUACUCAUGCAAUACAGAUUUUUUUGGAAUCUAAAUACAGCAUCACAAGUUGCAUUCUUCCAGACCCAGACAUUUUUACACUUCAUAUCCGUUGCCGCACCGGUGGUGGAGCUGUCGCUGCAGUCCCGCGUUUUGGACUUGGAGGAGCAGUUAUGCAAGAAAAGAACUGUGUAAGUGUAAAUCUGUGAUGCAGAAAAUGCAAAACAGUUAGAGUUGUCAUGCUGGAAGUGCGUGAUAUGCUACUAUCAUACGUGUUUCCACUUGCUAGCUGCGCAUGACAGGUUUUCCCUGUAAUGCAAAGCGAAUUUGUGAUGCUGCGCUUCCUACAAAGUUACACUUACACAGUUUUUUUCCUGGAUAGCAGUUAUUGGACCUGCAAUCCCACUUGGAGAAACGGUUCCAGUCGGUGGAGGAGGAGGUGAACAAGAGACUGGAAUUAUUCUGAGUAAAAACGUGCCCACCCCAGAGUCAAGAUGGGGAAUCGGCUAGACAAAUCCACAAGUUUUGGCUGUUUUCCAUGACAAAUUUGAACUCGUAGUGAAGUACUGUUUGAGGUAGUUCAGCAGCAUGAUAGAUCUAGUGCGUAAUGCUGAUUAGAGCAUGACAAAUUCCAAAACACGACUAGACAAUGCUUCUCGUGGGGCUCCGCAUGAGAAACAUUUUCAGCAUGCAGAUUUGCAUGAUAGCUAUGGGGUGGGGACGUUUUUACAAAUGAUAGAAAUCGAAAUGGGAAAAAUUCGAGAUCUGGGACCGGAGGUUCAAGGAACACCUGCGGUCAGAGCAGGAGGUGAACCAAAGUCAGAUGCUAAAUCUCAAAAACAGCGGCCUGGAAUACAUUUUGCAGAAGGUAUAGUACAAUAAAUGCACUAUGUAUUACAAGAACAAAAUGUUUCUUUAGUGAUGCCGCUGCGCAUGACAAGAAUGAACUUCAGUGGCCCAUCACCAUGCGUAGUACCUACUAGAAGUAGCUCCUGAGCAUGACAAACCAUUUCUCAGGGCGAAUCCGAGAAGAAGCUGGUAAACAACAUGGAGCUGAAAGUUUCCGCGAUGGAUGCCCAGCUGGGGCAGCUGUCCAUGAUGAUGGAGAAGAUGAUGAACGGGGAUCUUGGCACAAAGUCCGUCACCAACCCGGGCGGGGAUUUCUUCCCGGCGGACUUACUCCCCGGCGGGGUCGUGCACCAGGCCGUUCUCGACCAGCAGCCAACCCUCCAGAACGGCGUUUUUGUCGGGACAUCUCCCAGUUCCCCCUCCAAGCAGCCGUUUGGAAGUAAUAACCAAGGUGGUCGUGGUCUGUCGCAAUCCCCACCGUACUCCGCCCGCAGUACAACGACGACCAGGAUGAAUAACAACGGGCAAUUACUGUCCGCGAAGCUGGUCCGAGCGGCGACCGCUGGGAACAUGCUGAACUACAACGUCGCGCUGGAGCAUGUGAAAAAACAACUCGCCUUGGAGCAGGAAGCGAGACAGCUGCUCCAGGAGGAGAUGACCACGAACGUGAAAGCGCUACACGCGGACCUGCAGCAUUUUAUGCAGAAACAGGAGCACGAGUACUUGAAGGACCAGAAGGUGAAACUGCAGGAGGAGCACGACGCGCGGAUCCUGAAGCUCUCCGAGGGGUCGGUGAACCACGCGUUUGCGCAGCUGAAACUGGAGUUGUAUCAAAUGCAAAUGUGAGGUCUGAGUCUGGAAGAUUGCGAGAUUUGGCAUGCUAUUCUGGCAUGUUGACCCUGCGCUCUGUAUUGCGUGGUCCUGCAAACACGCAGUUUCUGAUGCGGAAUACGCUACUCAGAACCACGCAAAAAGCUGUCGUGCUUGGCAGCGCGUCACAGUGUGCUCAUACAUUAUUCCCUGACCUGCAUCACAGGUUUGCAGACCUCCCAGACAUUAUAUUUGCAAUUCAUAAGUUGGACGUUUUGACCACGCAGCAACGGCAGAAGGAUAAGGAGAUCGUGCAGGUGAACGCGAGUUUGGAGGACAAACUGUUGCAGAAUUUGUCGUUGGCAACCGAAUAUGCAUUGCAAAUAAAGUAUCGUACUCUAGUAUGAAUUGCAUUACAAAUUUGCUCAGCAUGGAAGCUGAAACUUGUCAUGCUGUUUUCCCCUAAGAACAAGAUUUGUCAUGCAUAAUUGCAAUUACAUAUUAGGGGUACGAUACUUUUGCAAUGCAUACCGAACACCAAACGCGGAACUCGAAGGAUUUGUGGCAGUGCUACAUCGACAUGGGGAAGGAGUGGAAGGAGGCGGUGUCGAAUCUGCAGCAAAUCAUCGAGAACAAAUCCGGCGUCUUGCUCGCGGAGAUUGACCGGAAGCUGGUGAACCAGUCGGACCUGAUAUCAAAUUGAAAAAAGUAGCCGCCGCCCCAGCAGAUUCAAAUAUUUGUGUUGCAAAAAUUCCAAUUGAAAACUUUUUGUCUUGCGCGCUUGGAUGAAGACUGUCUGUCAUGCAGAUUGUAGGCGCGCGAAGUAGUUUCUACAUGAAAAGCCAGCCUUGCACUGGGCCUGUUUGCAAGACAAACUUUUGCUAUUCUCAGUCGCAAACUUGUGGUGCUGAUACAAGCAAGGUGGCAAAAGCUUCCAUUGGGAACUUUUGCAACACAUAUUUCAUAUUCUGGGGCGGGGACAUUUUUCAUUUUGAUACCUGACGAAUUCUCAUUUCAAGGACCAAAAGUCGGUGAACGACGCCUUCGACCAGAGGCUGGCGAAGGCGGAACUUGUGGUGUUGCAACAGGACCAGAAGCAAGAGACGAAAGACGUGCAGAAUGAGGAGGAGCAGAAGCGCUGGAAUCGGGAGUUCACCGGGCUGUCCACCAUUGUCGGGCACGUGAAAACAAAAAUUGCCGGGUUGGCGAAAACGCAAGAGGGACUCGAGUCCUUCUGCUCCAAAAAGAUACAGGUACUACUAGAGACAUUUUUUAACGAAGUUGGUUGUUGUGUAAAAGGAAAAAAAGUUUUGUCAGUUUGUGUUGCGCAAGGAAUGAUCCUCGACGUAUGGUGCCUGAUAAAUAGAAUUUUGGGUCGGCAUUCAGAAACACCUCCAAGCAGAAGAACGGCACUGAAAUCUGUUUCUAAAAAGUGAAUAAUAUGCAAAAAAUCAACAUUCUAUCAGGACGAAGUUUCGAAGGGCUGUGAUUCCAUUCGGCAUCUAGCCAUGGAGAAUUUCGAAAAGUUUGAGGCCCAGGUGGAACAGACGAGACUGCACACCGAUGCGGUGGACAAGCUGAACAAGGAAAACCGCAGGACGAACACGACGGAUCUGCAAAAUAUGGAGGCGAAAAUGCAGCACUCCGUCCAGGAACUGACCGCGACGGUGACCAGAUUGCUGCAACAGGCAGAGUUUUCGCACCGGUCUGUCUUGUCGCAGAAGUUAGAGGAGGAGAAGGAGUACGUGGUCGGGGAGAUCAAGGCGAUGGAAACGAACAACAUUGAGUUCAGGAUGCAAACGCACACGAAGAUGGACUCGGUGGAGUCCAAUUUGAUUGACCGGAUCGUGGGCGUCGAUCGGAAGUGCUACGACGCGCUCGAGGGACAAAAGAAACACGUUUUGAGGUAUAGUACUUACUUACUACUCUUGCACCACGACAGGGUUGUUCGUACAAAACAAUGGAAAUAAAGAAAAAAAUAAUCUGCUAUACUGCGCACUUCUUACAAGAAAAAACACGGCAGGGAAAUCCACUUUCGUUCAUAUGUGACAAGAGCAGAACCACUUUUGCCAGAAUUAACAUCAUCUGCGUCACCAAUAAGGACAUCAACAGUUUUUCAUCCUUUCACACAACAUCACGGAAAAAAAAUUCUUUAUCAGGUUUGAAAAGCAAACGGUGGAGACGCUGCAAAAGACCCGGCAGGACCUCGACGGCCAGGUGAAGAAGUUCGAGAUCAGAACCGAGUCGAGAUUGAACGAACAGUCCAUGCAGAUCGCGCGCGACAUUUCUGACGUGUGGAAAAAGCUGGACACCGAGGUGAAGUACCUGGAGAAGCUGUCCGAGGAAAUGCAGAACAAGAUAAAAGACCACGAGAACUCCGUGCAAGCGAACCUGACCAAUGCCCGGAAUUAUUGGGAGGAGAAGUUCAAACGCGAACUCACCACCCUGACGGAGUCCUUGUCCGAAAAGCUCCAAACCGCUAUCGAGAACGAACGGGCCGAGCGGAUCCAGCAGGAGGGCGAGCGGAUACACGCCAUGCAGAAACGGUUCGAGGCGCAUGAGUCGCUGAACCAACGGAGGCACGAAGAGCUGAACCAGCGGAUGCAGCAGUACUGCGACACGACGGAUAAAAGAUUCCAGGUCUUCAUCAAGGAAAACGAGCAGUUGUUGACCAAGAAGUGUGACUAUCUGCAGGACCAGAUCCGCGACUUCCGGUGGGACUUUGAUCAGGAAAAGAUCCGGCAGGAGGAAAUUCGGUUAAAAGACCAAGCUGAUUUGACACAGUGGAAGAAACAGGUGGAGGCCAAAAAUUUUGCGGUGAAGUAUACCUACGAGAAGUCGAUGACAAAUUUCCUGAACAUGCACUUUCUGGAGCAGUCUCGCGACUUCGAGCUGAUGAAGAAGGACAACCAGAACACGAAGGAGCGGAUGCAGCGGGGGCUGGACCAGGAGAAGAUGGAACGGAUAAAGAUGGUCGGGGAAACAAGAGCCAUUUUGGAAGAAUCCGAUGUGAGAGAGCACGGGAACACGAGACGGACGCUGGAGGAGAACAGACGUAUUUUUUUGAUCUUUGACGUGACUUCUGCAUCUGUAUUUUUAUGCAGAGUAUGUUGUUCGAGUUCGGCCGCGCCCGCGGCUUGUGAAGAUGUCGUGCGAGGGCUUAGGGAGAUGAACAGAUAGUGUUGGAGCUUUUUUACUCCUUAACAAGGAGCACAUGAUCAUCCUGCGUGAGAAAAUAUUUCUCGUAUUUUUGCGAGGGGGCACCGCAUGAGAAAAAAGAAAAACAGGUUCUCUCACCCGCGAGCUUGACGAUUUCCGCGAAGAGCAGGGUCUGGAGAACCAGAAACUACAGAACGAAAUAUCAACUGCAAAAAUGUCUGGCUCUGGAAACUUGUGUUGCUAAAAUGUCCAUGAUGAAAACACUCGCGAAUGCAGCCCAGUAUGACAACUUCCCAAAACGCUUUCUCAUAGGCAAUCCGCGUGACAAACUGCGUUUUUGCAUGACAAAAGAGGCUGCGACUCCUGUUGUUUAUGCAAUACAGAUUUCCCAGGAAUGUACAUGUAGAGCCAGCAUUACAAGUUCCAACCUUCCAGACCCAGACAUUUUUGCAGUGCAUACGAAACCCUCCGCGUCAAUUCGGAUUUGAGCCGGAGAAUCAAGACCACGGAUGACAAUCUGAGCAAGAACUUCGACGAGAAGAUGCUUGCAGAGCAGGUGGAGCGAACCGCAAGCCUGGAGGCGGCGGUACGAAAUGUUUUGCUCUUUCAAAAUUAUCCUUUGUGAUUUUUAACAUGCAGGUUAAGUAGUAGUUUGAUGACACUAGUAUCAGCACGGCAUCGCUUCUGAGUUAGGGUGGAGUUUUAUGGAAAAUAAAACCGGGUCCCACGACGGAGGUAACUACUUGCGACUAUGUACGGGAAAAAAGAAAAAACGCGAAUAAAGUUGAAAAAAUAAAAAUCCCAGAUCGCCUCCCUGUCCGACGUGUACCAAACCCAAGGCGCGUUCAAGGACUGGCUGGUCGAAUUUGAGCAAGUAAAGCAGAAGAUCGACGACGAUUUGCUCGAGGUGGAAAAGGAGAUCGACAAAAUGAAGGAUUACGAGGAGGAGCUGAAGCAGGCACAGGACAACGAUCGCCAAGCCACCGAGCAGACCUUCGAGGAAGUCAAAGCGAGCAUUAUCCCCACCGACAAAGCCGAAAAACUCUUCACCAAGGUCAACAAGAUCCCGGCAAACGUCGCGGCAGUUGUGGAGAGUUUGUCCCUCGACACGAAGCAAAGCCUCGAGAAAAUGGUGGCGAAGCAGGAAGCCGUGCAAUUCUUGAAACGGGAGCAGGACUUGCUGGCCGAUGGGAUGACAAAUCGGUUCUUGCAGGGGGUACUGGCGGAUACGCAGGCGCUGCGGCAGCGAGUCACGGUUCUGGAGUCGGUGGGGCUGGGCUUGGAUAACGACUAUGGGGGGACAAACUAGCACCGUGGCAGUGAGAACGGCUUUUAUUUAGUGCCCACAUAUUCGGGGGGAUUUUAGGUUUCGCGAAUUUGCGCAAGGUAAAAACGCGCACAACAUGUUGCCGCUUUUCGUUGGUGAGGGCAUGUGUCUGAAUGGGAAAUGCACCCACAGCACUUCUGGCGCUGGAUGUUUCGGGCGAUGCCGGGCGCCACUAAUGUAGUAAGUAAGUGAGUUUGUUAAGCAGACUCGCUACGAAUAUUGGCGCCGGCAGCGGCCUCCUGCGGUGUCGACCUUUUCGAUUUGUGUUUGCUCUCCAUGCACGCGCAAGGCAUUGAGCGCCCAACGUGGCGCUGCGGAACUUUCGGCAACUUCCCCGAGGUGACCUUCAACCGCAGCCGAGUGCCCUUCGGGCGGCUCUAGCCCUUGGGGCAAUUCCGGCGUGGCGGCUACGGCUUGGGACGCCCGCACGAAAACCAGAAGGGCUCCGUGCGUGUGUCGGCUUGGCCGGGGGCAAAAAGGAGGGCAGCCGCUAGGCCACCUGUGUUGCCCGUGCGUCUACAGUCCCCGCCCUGCUAGUGGUUUUUGAUCCGCCACGCAGCUCGCCGUGCGUAGCAUGCCUGCGGCACUGGCGCUUUGGAAAGCAGCCGGGCUUCGUGAGGUCCGUCCACAGGCUGGCUUCGUGUCGCUCAUCGGCUGCUGGCGCCGCCGGUGCUCUCCUUUUAGUGAAUAUGCGGGCCUCCCCCUCCCCAAAUAUUCAGUAUGCCGCCCUGAUUCCGAAUAUUUGGGGUGGUAGGGCCCCACAUAUUUGCCACACCCCCACGCAUAUUCACUAAAAGGGGCUGCCCACGCGUCUUUUUUUCAUUCACCCCCCCCACCCCGAGGCCGGUUUUCGAGCCCGGAGUGGGAAGGACGUUGUGAGCGCUUUUGUAAGCUAGCCGCGGCGCCUUUUGGGAGCGCGCCAACCACGGCGCCGUCAGUCGGUCGGCCUUUUUGUCAGGAGUAGCCGCACUGUCGGCCCAAAGUGCAACAAGACUCGCCUGCUAUUGCUCUGUCUCCCGAGUGGGCUACUUUUUCAAGCGGGGCCGUCGUGGGCCUACUCUGGCGCGCACCCUCAUGCCUGCGGAUGUCCGCGAGGCUGUGUAUCUUUUUCCACUUUCGACAUUUUCAAGAAAAUGGAAGGGGCCCCAUAAGUCUCGUGGCCGACGCAUCAGCAGGUCGGCCGCGCGGCUGGGUUGUCAUUCAGGGGCAGCGCAGUAGCCGUCUUGUCUCCUUAGGUUCGCCCGCGUCGCAGCCGCCUAUGCGUGUGAGCGCUCUCCCUCAUGCAUGAUGCCGCGGCGCCUUACUUGGCAGGCUGAAAAGAUGAAAGUGGCGCCCCAAAGGGGCCUGAAGCGCCGAGCCAUGCCCUUUCUUUUGGCGCCCGCAACGAAGCGCCAAAAUGCAAUCCAAAAAAAGUGCCCAAAUAUGUGGCCCCCAAAAAAAGGCCGUUUUGGAGUCGGUGGGGCUGAGCUUGGAUAACGACGUGCCGGACCUCGGAAAUGAGAACGCAGCGGGAGCAGCAGGUCCAGAAACCAAGGACGAGCCCGCGGCGGACGACAACGACGUGGAAAUGCAAGAAGAGGACCCCGGCCCAGCAGCGGACGAGGCGGACGCGGAAGAUAACACCGGGGGCGAUGAGGAUGAGGAGUAGAAGACUGCCUUGGUUGACAGAGCUUUAUAUCAUGUAUACAUGAACAUGAUAAAGCGUUUCCGUUUGUUUUUGUUUCCACUGAAUAAAGUCAGUUGAACUUGUUUUUUGAUGAUCAAAAGCUUGAACUUGACGCAAAGAAAUAACGACGUAAGAGGAAAAAAAUUAUUGACAAUAGAUUCAAAAGUUCUUAGAGCUGCUAGUGCUGUGCAUUGCAGAUUAAUAGUUGCUGCAACCACAACAAGCAGCGCAGCUCUUUGUUGACCUUCUGUUUCUGAUUUUCGAACUUUGAGACCAGAACUUUCCAUACCGGAAAAGUUUCAUAAAAAAAGUAUAUUUUGUGAACAUGCCGGUUCUUGCGGAGAUUUCUUGCCGCGAUCGGGCGAACGGUUGUACUACCAGAAACUAAAAUCAAAGAGCUUGCUCGAGAAAAACCGGCAGCGCAAACGUUUCAGAAGAUCAAUUAUCAGAAAAAAAAAAGCAAAG